AUGUAUCGCCAAGCAAUUGAAUUUCCGAUGGAAACUGGUCCCGAUUUGCAAAAUACUAUUUCAGUCCCUCAUCCUAUGAACAAUCGUGCUCGACGCGCGCAACAAAUGCGAUUGGAUGCCUGCCUCUCACCAUCAAAAUCUACUUCUGUGGCACCUAGUGCAAACGCUGAACCGAACCAAAUGAUUGUAGUAUCUAAGUCUACCGGAUCGCUUUCAUUGAAACAGCUACUCCGAACCGGUCCCCAACCUGAGAUAUGCUUAACCUCCAAACCUCCUUCAACCUUGAUGUCACCUGCGAAGUGCCAGAAUCAGACUACGGCUUCGCCACCAAGUUCUCUUGGGUUGAGCUCCGAUCAUGCUCCUGUCUCACGAUUGGGAUCUUCUCGCACGGAUCAACAGUUGGCCACAUUCUAUGCACGAUCUCGACUGCAUCACUUGUCCUCCUGGGCGAACGAGUUACAUCAACUGGUAACUCGAAUACGUGAUAAUCCGGAUCAUCAGUGUGAUUUGGGAGAGGCUUGGAAGCAAAAAGUUCUCUGCCAGUCUGGGACUGAUUCGAUUGUGACGCGACUUGUCGCUCGUCAGUCAGCCGGGGCUUCUUCUUCUCGCCCCCCGUCCCCACCAUCCCUACCGCGAAUCGUCUUUCAUAUUGACAUGGAUUGCUUUUUUGUUUCAGUUAGUCUACGAAACCGACUGGAUUUGAAAGACAAACCGGUUGCCGUUACUCAUGCGAAAUAUCCCGAAUCGGAACAUCAGAGCAAUCCAUCAUUUGGGUGUGCCAAUUUCUGCAAGGAACCCAAUCAGGGGAUCUUUUAA
Molecule: messenger RNA, 816 nt
Organism: Echinostoma caproni
Lineage: Eukaryota; Metazoa; Platyhelminthes; Trematoda; Plagiorchiida; Echinostomatidae
Source: the annotation of a GenBank genome assembly